AGGGAGCGAAAGAGAGAGAGAGAGAGAAAGAGAGAGAGCGAGAGCGUGAUCCCCCCUCCUGAACACUCAACUACAAUCCCGUUUACAUCGACUCCCCCCUGCUGUAUUUUGAAGAAUAUUGGAUUACUUUCCGCACCGGAGCACUAACCGAGCACUUCCAGGGAUGGUCAGGUGGUACGUUGGUGUUGAAGUGUGAGGUGUACCAUGGAGCUGUACUUGAGGCUGGCCACUUGCAGAGACAGCAGCCACACAGUGUACAGCAGGAUCGACUUAGGCCCCAUCAGCAUGCAGCUGGGUCCUCAAUAAGGACAAGUGGACCUUGUCCUCUCCUCUUCACCUGGGGCCAGGGCUGCAGAAUGCUCAGUCCUGCCACCCCAUACAGUCUAUUGAAGAUGCACUGGUCUCCGGAGCACGGCGCCCCUUUAUCUCAGUGGCCUGAGCAGCACCUAGAUGUAACAUCCACCACCUCCCCACAGUCUGCCCACAAACAAGACCCCUACAGUACUGCUGCCCGGCGCACAUAUGCCCCUGCUGGGUAUCCUUGGGCGAGUGACGACAUAUCUGCUCUUACGGCUUCUUCGCUGCUCAAGCGAUAUGCGGAGAAGUACUCAGGUCUGGAGUUGUCAUAUGAACGCCCUGCUACAGGCGCCUACUCUGAGUCUGGAAGUUUCCUAAAAACUGAAACCGAGCCCUGGGCUCUGAGCCAAGGCAUGGAUUGCUACCCCGGACUUGAGGCACUAACUGGCUCCAAGGUGGGAUCUGCCUCUGUAGGAAUCCCGGCCACAGGAAGUGUAACAUUAGUGAGUAGUAACUUGGUCACGGAACCAGGUUAUGGUGGCACUACGUCCUGCAGUGCCCCAUCAUCUCAGGAAUACCCUCCUGCCUACAACAGCACCUAUCUGUCGCCCGGAUACUGCCCUCAGCCUGGUGCAGCACUUCCACCUGCCCCUCUGCACACUUUGCAGCCAACUCCUACUCUAGUGCCAAGCUACAGCACCAGCACUCCGGUCUACAACUACCCACCGGGUUGCUACCCCCAAACCAGCCUUUCUUCUGGAUACAGCCACCCCAGUGCCUCCUAUCUUCCCUCAGGAAUUAGCGCUCCCACACCUUUAGCCCCUCGGCCUACCGUGGUCGGAGGUAGUUACAGUUACCCAUGCCACAACCUUGGAGGGAGCAUUGAUGGAGGUCUUAAACGCAAGGCCUUUGAGAUGACAGAUGAAGUACAGGAAGAGGUAGAAGCAGAGGGAUCACGCUACAAAAAGUAUGGCAACGGUCCAGGAAACAGUCACAGCAAAGGUAACGGUAAUAGCCGGGCCAAUGGCUAUGAUGUUAGCCGUCCUGCCAAUGACCAGCAGGCCUACAAAUCUGGAAAGCCCCUGAUUACACCUCCAUACAACAGAGCAGGGAACUAUAGCCCACCGUCAGGCCUUGCAAGGGAAAGCGUAACAGGGGAGCACAGCUUUUCUCAGCAGCAAACAAUGUCUGUGAAGAUACCUGCGUCUCACACACGAGCUGAGGACACCACUGGUGGCCACUGAUGAUCCCAAUCAACAUCAGAGAGGAGUACCUAAAGACUGAGGGGUUCUGGAACAACACUGACUUGUUCUGCAAAAGGUGUAAUCUCUCUGGCAAACACAAGAGGGCACAAGACUUCUAUUUCUUGUGGAUGUCCAUCAUUUGUCUUUCCUCAUAUUUUUCCAAAGAUUCACAAGUGUUAGGUUGGACUAUUCUCUACAUAGACAGUCUAAAUAUCAGAGUGUCUCUUUCUCUCAGGAUCUUAUCUAUUUCGUUUUGGCUACUUGGUGUUGUUUAAGAAGUUGGUGUACUAAUUUGUGGCCAUUAUUUAUGUAAAAAGGCCUUUGACUGCAAAAAUGCUCUUUAGCACCACAAAAUGACCAAAAAGGAAAGCAAGCAAUAACUAAAAUGUUGAGAUUGCCGUUCUACUUUAGCAUAAUCACUGAUAAAUCUGACUGUAGGCCUUGGUGUGUCAUUGGGCCUUGGGAGAUUAAUAUCAUAGUUCUCUCUCCUCUUCCUUUUGCAUUUAUUUCCUAUCGUGGAAACCUAUCUUUUCUGCUCAACAACAGUCAAUGCUGAACAGCUUAAAUAAACAUACAGUGCUGUGAUAAAAUAUUUGUUACAGAUUUCUUCAAGUUUUAAUUUUAUCAAUAGUGUUUCAGGUCAAUUAAACUCUAAAUAGCACAGUAAAAAUUUCAAAAUGUUGAUUUCAUUCAUUAGAGGAAAAAAACAAACCAACCUGAUCCUUCCUGAAAAACUAAUCCCCCAUCACCUUUUUGUGCAAACAACGAAAAUAACAAGAACUAUUAAGAAUUUGCUUUGAGGUUAUAUAUACAUAUAUAUAUAUAAUUUUGGUCCACUCUUCUUAGGUUUGUGUUAAUUCAGUUUCAUUGUAGUGCUUUAGAUCUUCUAGACUUUGUUUAAGGUAAUGCCACAGCAUUUCAAUAAGAUCAAAGUCUGGAUUCCUUUAGAUGCUGUUUUGGGUUCUGAUUUGACCACCUAGAGGCAUUGUUGAUGCACUUUGGAGUAGUUUUGGUAGGUUAGCAACUCCCUGGAAGGUGGGCUACUUUUCAAUGUCAACUCUAUUGUUGUUGAUGACACAUUGUGUGUCCCUGGAGUCAUAAAGCCUUUUGUUUCCCAGAUGUUCCUGAAUUUCUUUAGAUUGGGGAGAAUGGUGUGUAGCUUUUUGACUGACAAAUCAUCUCCUCAGACAGAUUCUUUUCAACUGAUUUCUUGAGUGUACAGGUCUGGUUGUGUCUGGGGAAAUUGAACCAGUAGUAGUGGAUAAUUACACUUAAUUAAUAGGUUAGCAGAAAGGGAUACAUUUAUUUUUUUACAUUUAGGCCCAGGUUGAUUUGGACAACUUGCUAUAAUAAAUGAAAUCUUCAUAAAAUCAUUAUUCUGAACCAAGUUGUGUUUGACUAAUAUUUGAACUAUUCAAGGGGAAAUACUUUUUCAUAGCACUGUAUAAAAAAACCUUAAGCAAUAUACAUGAAGUCACUGUUUAAGCUUAAUUCUACUACCAAUGAUUUUAGAUUUUAUUUUCAUUCGAAUGUAUUUAGCAUUCAAAAAUUGCUAGUCAUGACACAAAUAUCUGUAGGUUGUCUUCUAAUGGUGUAGUUACCAGGCACAUUUGUGGAUAGCUUAAGAAAACAUUACUAGCCUCCAGUUUAGCAUCCACUAAAGGUUGCUUCUUGUUUGGAUGCUCUUCAUGCAGGUUCCAGGGCCUCAAACACUUUCUGCUCAACAUUAUAGUCUUUAUGAAGAAUUGCCUGCUUAUCUGCUUUGAUUUACUCUUUUUAAUAUGCAAUCUCAUUACUUAACCCUAUUAGAAGGAUGAUUUAUAGACAUGUUAUUGAAAAACUCAGGAAGAAUAUUGUUACCUCAGAAUGAUAAAAGUAAGAAUGUAUGUUAUAACCUUAGGGUGUUGGUAGUGAGCUUUAUGGAGCAAGAUGGUGAAAGAAAACAGAGCCAUGGCUAAAAACUUCAGGGAAACCACAAACGUUCAUGCCUUCAAUAAUAUAAAAUGUCAGCAUGCUCACACAAUUGCACACAUAGGCAAACACAAUCCCAUCCGUUUUAUUGCUCUGGGAAACUUGAAGUUUUCUUACCAAGGCCCGAAAUGUUGAAUGUAAUUCAGAUAUUUUUUUUAAGGACAAUACAUGCCAUAAUGUACAUCAGUGAUGUUUUUAGAUAUAUAAGACAUAUUUUCUUUGUGUAUAGCUGUAAUUCUCCUGUAGGUUUUGGUGGAAAAAUUUAUGCUAUGCUAAGUGUUAGUGUAGUUAGUGUUAGGGAAAAGGUUUUGAAGACCAGCUGUCAAAACAAAGCACUCCUAGUAAAAAACAAAAAAAAAACAAAAAAAGAAACAUUUCCAUAUAUCAACAUCUACAUCAUGUUGGAAUGGUUACUAAAUGUCUUAAUUAAAAGUCAGCAGUUCACUGUAACUUUUUUUCAAAUUUGAAUCAAAAUCCAUAAAAUAAUUGAUAAGAUGUUGCUCUAGAAGUUAUUUGGUGAUAUUAUCUUGCAAGAGUGGGAUGAGACUUUGCUGUCUCCUUAAAAACUCAGACAUCAGAAUAAAUGUAAGUGUAGAAACUUGCCCUUUUUAAAAAACAAAAACAAACUUGUGUUAAAAUGUCGCAAACAAAUCCUCUUUAAACAAAGUUCUGUACUUUUUUAAAGAAAAAAAUACAAAUAUUAAGAAUGGAUGAAAGCAACUUGACUAGACUUUUAUAAAUUUCAAGCGCUUAACUGAAAGGACUAUAUGGUCUUCAGUGCCACACAAACUGCAUGUUUUAUAGUAGAAUACACACAGCAGCAAUUAUUUCAAUUUUUUUUGUUUCUCUGAUGUAGAGAAGGAUGUGGAGUCAAAUCUGAGUUUCUGUGUUAUCUUUUUAAUUCACUCAUCAUCAUUUCUUCUACAUUCUCCAAAACUGUUUCUACCUCAUUUUUAAGACAUUGUACAUGGCGAUAUUUAUUUCAAGUCAUUUUUAGAUGCCAGCAUAAAGAGCAAUGUUUUUUGCUGUUGACCUGUUUAAGUCUACCUCACUACUGUCAUGUUCUAUCAGAUGAAAAUACACAAAAACAAAUCAUG
Molecule: messenger RNA, 4609 nt
Organism: Gambusia affinis (western mosquitofish)
Lineage: Eukaryota; Metazoa; Chordata; Actinopteri; Cyprinodontiformes; Poeciliidae
Product: fidgetin-like protein 2
Exons: 3
Coding region: 357-1541 (394 amino acids)
Source: RefSeq, a predicted model, not a curated record